Molecule: messenger RNA, 964 nt
Organism: Anopheles moucheti
Lineage: Eukaryota; Metazoa; Arthropoda; Insecta; Diptera; Culicidae
Product: mitochondrial inner membrane protease subunit 2
Exons: 2
Coding region: 179-790 (203 amino acids)
Biological process (GO): mitochondrial respiratory chain complex assembly
Cellular component (GO): membrane; mitochondrial inner membrane peptidase complex
Molecular function (GO): serine-type endopeptidase activity
Source: RefSeq, a predicted model, not a curated record
UCAAAACUUUUUGGAAUCGGCUCUCGUUGGACCAGCAAAAGAAGUUAUUUGUGUAUUUUAAAUCAUUAUUCCCCUCCCAACCAGUGGUUACAAUAUCAACGAUGGUGUAUCGAUCAAUUUGUACUGCGUAAGUCUGAACAUUGAACUAUUCUAGCCGACUAAAGCCAACGAAUCGCUCAUGAUGCGGUUCCCGACCUUCCUCAAAUCGCUGCUGCUUGGUGUUCCAGUAGGGGUGACUUUGCUCGAUUGCGUUGGAUAUGUGGCGCGGGUUGAAGGUGUAUCAAUGCAGCCGGCUCUCAAUCCGGACGCCAGCGUGACGGAUUAUGUGUUCCUUUCGCGAUGGGCCGUUCGAAACAUGGACGUGCAACGGGGCGAUAUUAUUUCGCUCGUCUCGCCCAAAGACCCGAGUCAGAAAAUUAUCAAACGCGUUGUAGCUCUCCAGGGAGAUGUAAUCUCCACACUAGGCUAUAAGCUGCCAUACGUUACGGUUCCGGAAGGACAUUGCUGGGUUGAAGGGGAUCAUACAGGUAAUUCACUAGAUAGCAAUACGUUUGGGCCUGUUUCGUUAGGACUGGUAACUGCUCGAGCUACACAGAUUGUUUGGCCACCAUCCCGUUGGCAACAGUUACCUUCAGCCGUACCAAAAACGAGAGUACCGAUCGCAACCGGUAAACGGUCUACUACUGGCAGCACAAGAACCGCAAACAACCAUGCCGUUAGCAAUAGCAGCAACAGCAACAGCUCUUCACCUUUGGUUCACUCCAUGGAAGAAGUGCAUCGACUGAACUGAUGAAGACAUGUGUGUCGGAGGCUCUAUUUUGAGUAGAAAAAAUCUUUAUUCUAGGCUUUUAUCUAAUUUCUUCGUUUGUACCGAGUCCAUGUCAUUAUAUUUUGCAAAAUGUAUUUUUGACUGGUUCAAUAUGUAUUGCGUGCACAGAAAUACAGCAGUAUGGUGGUUGCAGUA